GAAGAAGAAGAAGAAGAAGAAGACUGAUUAUCUAUCGUCAUCGUCAUAUCCAUGGAUGGUGAAGAAGCCAAACAAGUAAUUAAUAAUGACAGGAUGAUCGUUCCAGUCACGCAACUCAACCAUAUUGAUUCAGAUCUCACCUUUGCAAUAACACUGCAAGAACAGUGAUGAAGAAGAAGAAUAUGAUGAUGAUGAUGAUGAUGAUGCUGAAAUUGAUCCUGGGUAUGGGGUUGGUGAUGAGGAAUACCUUGAAGCUGAAAUAUUAUAUCCGGAGGAGGAAGACGAAGAAGACGAAGGUGACAGCGACGAUGACAUGGAGGAAGACGAGAUCGACCCAGAUGAAAUGUCCUAUGAAGAGUUACUUGAGCUUGGAGAAGCUGUUGGGACAGUGAACAUAGGACUCUCAGCCAACGAGCUUGCUAAUUCACUGCGUCCCUAUGAGAAUAAAUGCAAGCUGAUGAAGAGGGAAGAUGUGGUAGAUCGGUGUGUGAUUUGUCAAGAUGAAUAUGAAGAUGGAGAAUCACUUGUAAUGCUUCCAUGUGAGCACCCUUACCAUUCAGAUUGUAUAAGCAAAUGGCUUCAAAUUAAGAAGGUUUGCCCAAUAUGUAGCAAUGAGGUUUCCUCAUCCAUUCAAAUUGAGAAGACUAACAGAGAUGAUGCUAUAUCAAUGGAUGAUAUCGAUCCUCAAGUCAGAUAAUCUUCAAGUGCAAA
Telopea speciosissima is the source of this 711-nucleotide messenger RNA. Its product is annotated as E3 ubiquitin-protein ligase BIG BROTHER-like. Gene Ontology annotation, molecular function: ubiquitin conjugating enzyme binding; ubiquitin-protein transferase activity. The transcript has 6 exons. Gene Ontology annotation, biological process: negative regulation of organ growth; protein ubiquitination. The coding region runs from base 314 to 697 and encodes 127 amino acids. NCBI's taxonomy places the organism in Eukaryota, Viridiplantae, Streptophyta, Magnoliopsida, Proteales, Proteaceae. The record is from RefSeq and is a predicted model, not a curated record.